AUGAAGAUAACCCUGGUCGCUCUCGCCUGUUUGGUGGCCGCUGUGAGCGCUGAUGUCAGCUACCUGCCGCCAUCCAGGGACAGCGCUCCUGCUGCCGGCUACCCCAGCGGCGGCGGUGGUGGCUACCAAAGUGGUCGACCCAGCUAUGGAGCACCUCAGGCAGACGAGCAGAGCGGACCCGCGAAGUACGAGUUCUCGUACCAGGUGAACGACGCCCCUUCGGGCAACGACUUCGGCCACAAGGAGAGCCGCGACGGAGACGUCGCCAACGGGGUGUACUACGUCGCGCUGCCCGACGGCCGCAAGCAGAUGGUCGAGUACGUGGCGGACCAGGCAGGGUACCGGCCCCAGGUCACGUACCAGGGCGAGGCCAAGUACGGGCCGCCCGCCGGCGGGCCGCUUGCGGGCGGGCCAUCAGCGGACACCGGGGCGGGCGGGUACAGAUACUAG
This is a messenger RNA of Bacillus rossius redtenbacheri, 450 nucleotides long. Its product is annotated as pro-resilin-like. The transcript is spliced from 3 exons. The record is from RefSeq and is a predicted model, not a curated record. NCBI's taxonomy places the organism in Eukaryota, Metazoa, Arthropoda, Insecta, Phasmatodea, Bacillidae. The coding region runs from base 1 to 450 and encodes 149 amino acids. Gene Ontology annotation, cellular component: extracellular matrix.